This is a messenger RNA of Andrographis paniculata, 1675 nucleotides long. RefSeq lists its product as uncharacterized. The record is from RefSeq and is a predicted model, not a curated record. Gene Ontology annotation, cellular component: SAGA complex. NCBI's taxonomy places the organism in Eukaryota, Viridiplantae, Streptophyta, Magnoliopsida, Lamiales, Acanthaceae. The coding region runs from base 320 to 1423 and encodes 367 amino acids. The transcript has 12 exons.
GAACAGUUCUUCCUCUUUGUAUUUCACUCUCCCUCUCCAAAAACAAGAGAGAGAAAGAGAGAGAGAGGAUUGAAAUUGUAUAUAGGUAUUUAUUUCUACGAGAGGUGAUAUUCUGCGAUUAAAUUAUUCGAUAUAUUCUGCAUUACAAGUUUAUCGAUCAUGGAGAAUCCGGCCAGAAUUUCAAAUUGGCGUCAGAUUUUUGCUAUCACAGUCCAGUGAAAAUUCCUGAUUUUUUUUCCUAUAUUUUUUUUUUAUUUGAUUUUGGCGGAGAUCAAAUUUUCAAGUUAAAGUUUUCAAAGGAACACCCUGAUCCUUUUUUAUGGUAUGCCCUAUUUGGAGUGGGGAAAUGACGGCCUUGUCAAGGGUUCGAGAUGCGGGAAAUAUUUUGCAAACUUUGACAGGGGAAGCCGGCCACCAGAAAUUAGCUGCACAAUAUUUGAGGAGAGAACUACAGGAGGCUGAAGAAGCAAAUUUGCUUGAUGAAGAAGAUAUGCAUAUAUUUGGCUUGAGGCCGAUGACAGAUCCUUUAGAUCUGGUUUGCUGCAAUGCUUGUAAGAAGCCACUCAAGGCCAGUCAAUAUGCCGCACAUGCAGAGCUCUGUAAGUCUUUAAGUUCUAAGCCAGAUGCUGGUCUGGAACAUGAUGGCCCCACAGUGAAUAGGAAACCGCCGCGAAAAGAGAGGAAAAAAUCGACUACCCAGACCAAAAAGGCCUCAUCCCUCAAAGAACCUAAAAAGAUCAAAGGUGUGGACUCAGAGGAUAUAGCUACAAGAAAUUCUUGUUUGGAUGAGAAGAUUCAGAUGGCUCUCUCCGCUGAAACUAAAACUAGAAACAUUAGAGUGCCCGUGCCCUCAAAGCCUAAAACUAAUGGUUCAAGAGUUAGUCCAUGUAAUGUGAAUUGCUCUGAAGAUGCGACCAAGUGUUUAUCUAAAACUCUCAAAAGGGUAGCAACUGAGAGUCCAUCCAAUCCGGGCACUACGAAUAUGUAUCCACCAGCUCCCCUUGCAACCAAAGUAUACUAUUCACAAACGAACCAUCGCCUCAGAAGAGCUAUUUGUCACAUGUUCUUUGAGGAAUCAAGCAAGGAGUCUAGCAAUGAGGUGUCGAAUUUUGGCAUGUUGCAAAAUGCAGUUCCUACUCAAACUUCAACUCCCAGCAACUUUUGUCAUGAACAAGCUGAGAACCAACAGAGAGAUGACCAUCUUUUGCAUCACGUUCAAACACAAGAGCCAUUUCCUGCGGCUAGUUCAGAAUCUUACCAGAGCGAAAUUGGAGGAUUUGUUCCAUCCAUGAAUCCUGCAUCUCAACUUCCCAUGAAUAAUAGAAUUGAACAUCACCUGCCAAACUCUUAUUCUUUUGCAGGCAAUCCAGGAAACUAUUUAGGUACUGUUCAGCAGGGCAAUGGAAGUGUGCCAGUUGUAUAGGACUCCUGAAGGAGAUUUUUGCUCGGUAAAUCUAUUGAUCAUUUUGCUAUAGUUAAUUUAUGAUUUAGGCUAUAUACCAGAACUCGAGAAGGAACAGCAAACCUUAGAGGACAGCUUGUGGUGGUUCCCUUGCACCCACCACUAAAUUAAGAAUGUGCAGUGUAGAGCGGUCACUAGGUUGUGAAAACUCAUUCGAAUAUUCUGGUUAUAUAUACAAACCUUGGUUAAAUUGCUUUACCGGUCAAUUUAUGC